UGUCUGACAAAGACGUGUCAUGCGUAGGUUCUCAGGGCAUGGCGAGGCUAUAAAAGCUGUUAAACUUCUCAAAACGUGGCUUUAUUCGUUACGGCAUUUGAUAACGUACACAUGGUUUCCUAAUGAGCUAUAACUCGAGGUCGAAUUCAAUUAAGGAAUUGAUUGCUUGUUCAGACUGACAGUUUGUCUUUUGAGACAGUUUCCUAAGAACUGUCGGUAAUUUUGAACAUUUACGGACUCUUGAUUGUACUCUUGGAACGAAAUCUGACGAGAAAUAAUUAUGAAUGAUGUUGGCGCAUUAAGAUACGAGUCUGUUACUUCUGUUAACACCUAGUCAUCGCCUGCAAAACAGUUCCCAACCAUUGUCUUUGAAAUUGUUCCGCAGCGAAACAUACUAGGAUAUGAAGAACAGCCUAUACGUCUGAUGAUGGUCGUGAAUGUACAGCUUUGGAGGAUUUCGCACAGUUGGAUAACACUUCAUAAACAAAAUUCUGUUGAUAUCGAAACGAAAAUGAUCGCUUAAGGAUUUGGUAAAGCAAACUAUAUCGACGUCCGUAAAACUGGAAAAUACAUCAUGAAUUUCGAAAAAAUGCUCGACGUGAAACCACCGAUUUCUGAAACGGGCAGGGAUAUUUGUCAGAGUGUUUUCGGGACUGGAAACCCGAUGAGUUUGACACCAACAUCUCUAACUAACCCGUUACCGACUCUUCCCGUGGCUUCGUCUUCUAUUGCCCCAAUUACUUCACCGAUGCAGGGACCCUCAACGCCGCUACUCAAUAACACAAUGCCUAACUCUUCGCCUGGGCUAUCCCAGUUGUCAACCCCUUUACAGGGGAACCCCUUAGGAAGUCUAGUCACAACCUCAAGUGAAGGACGCCUCUCGGCAUUUACGACAAUCACACCAACUCAUAACAGCCAAUCAACAAAUAAAUUCAUGGACUCCGGCAGCUUUGGUAUUCAUUCAAGGACUCAGCUUUCAAUGGACCCGUUACGGAGUCAAGCAAAUAACCUGUCCAUGUACCCAACUCAGUCAAUGUUUGGAGGAUUGUCGGAAUUUUCGUUAACGCCUGGAUUUGGUUUAUUUCCCCGUCGUCGCCGGAAAGAGAAUCGACCACGACGACAGCGGACUACUUUUACUAGCGAACAGACCCUAAAGUUAGAGCUGGAGUACCACAGGACGGAAUAUAUAACGCGGCCCAGGAGGUUCGAGUUGGCCGAGAUGCUUAACCUGACAGAAACACAAAUAAAAAUAUGGUUCCAGAACCGUCGCGCCAAAGAUAAAAGGAUAGAGAAGGCACAAAUGGAUCAGCACAUGAGAGCACUAGGCCUUGCGAAUUCGACCACCCCCUAUCAGAUGGGAAGCAACUAUCCAGGAUUCUGCGGUGCAUGCUAUUACAAACCUCAGACCACCGUGCCCACAACGUUGUCCACUCAGUUCCCCACUCCUCAGAGCAUUGGGCACCCGUAUCAGCUCGCGUAACAAGUACGGAGGAUAGUUUCUGGCAUGAAAUCGUAUCUCUCAUCAUUGAGGAAUAAACUGUGAAGGAAGAAAACCGAGUUCGUCGUUCACCAGAAAUCGCAUGAGUAGUGCAUUCUUCUUGGAGUAAUUCUGUGUUGACAUCUGAUGCAUGCAGACUGUUCAGCUCCGAAUGUGUUCUAAUUCAAUCACCACGGUGCGAUAUUCUCUAAUCCUCCAUGUUGUUGGAUAGCGGUAUCGGACAUUGGACAAUUUGACGGAGAGCCGUGUACUUCUUUCGAACUCUCAAUACGAUGAACCACAAUCAUGGGUAGAGGUGUAGUGUGAAUUGUAGCCAAACAGUUUACAAGGAAAUUGUACUUGAUAGUGUUAUUCCUUAUGACAAAGUACCUGGUACACUACAAUUUUGAUAGAGUUUCCUCGCAUUGUUGGAUGGCGAUUUCAAAAAUUGGACAAUUUUACGGGAGUCGUAUACUUUUUCGAACUUACAGUCUGAUGAACCACUAUAUCAUGAGUGCAGAUAUCAAGUGCGUAUCUUUAAGAAAAUGGUAUUUGAUAGUGUUAUGCCUAAUGACAAAGUACUUCAUCACAAUUCUAACAGGUUUUCCUCAUGACAUUGACCGUUUUUGUGCUUUUGUUGGGUUUUCCCUUUGGGAUAUGCUUAUCUCUAUCUAAUAAGGCAACGAAUGUACAAGCUUUGUUCAGAUGUAACAAUAACCUUUGUAGUCAGCCUUUCAGUGAUCCGAAAAGACAGUUGAAGAAACUCUGUAUAUCGUGUCAUUACGUAUGCGUUAGUUCAUUCAUUCAACGGAAUACAUAUUUUGACACUUUCGCGAAACUACGAUGUGCAGUUUUGAGUAUGAUGCAUUGGAAAUGAACUUUUCGUUUCUGGCGAAUUCAAAACUUUGUAAUUGACCGUAUAUAUUUCGUGCUCCGAAUGACAAUUUUGAUGACUCCCGUAAUGUAAGGGAAUGACAAUAGUCGUCAGAAAGAAAAAAAAAGGCCAUGCUUCCGGGGUCCAAAUCUUCACUGCUACAUGUACUACUCUCGCAUGAUAGUUACAUGUAGUCGGUCACCUAGUUCUUGAAAAACAAUCGUCCUUGCUAUCGCCUCGUGGUACAAGAUUCCCUAAUAGCUCCCAGGAUCAUGGCUAUGUGCAAUAAUCAUAACACAUGUUUAUAUAUUCAAUACAUGGUUGA
This is a messenger RNA of Lineus longissimus, 2676 nucleotides long. Its product is annotated as homeobox protein rough-like. NCBI's taxonomy places the organism in Eukaryota, Metazoa, Nemertea, Pilidiophora, Heteronemertea, Lineidae. Gene Ontology annotation, biological process: regulation of DNA-templated transcription. Bases 575 to 1480 code for a protein of 301 amino acids. The record is from RefSeq and is a predicted model, not a curated record. Gene Ontology annotation, molecular function: DNA binding; DNA-binding transcription factor activity, RNA polymerase II-specific. The transcript has 3 exons.